This is a messenger RNA of Hylaeus volcanicus, 5560 nucleotides long. RefSeq lists its product as uncharacterized. Gene Ontology annotation, biological process: recombinational repair. The transcript is spliced from 2 exons. The record is from RefSeq and is a predicted model, not a curated record. Lineage: Eukaryota; Metazoa; Arthropoda; Insecta; Hymenoptera; Colletidae. Bases 219 to 2438 code for a protein of 739 amino acids.
UCCAAUAUGGCCGGCUUAUAUUGCCAAGCUUUGUAGAUUUUGAAUAUCACCUAUUAUUAUGCUAUCAGUGUUUAAUAUAUUUGACAGUUCACAAGUUUCGAUACAAAAUAUGCAUUUAUUUAUUACAUAAUUUCGCGAGUAUUUGAUUUACUAUUUAAGAAGAAACAAAUACUCGAGAACACAUCCUUACAGUUUGUAAACAUUUGGUUAUCUAGAAAAUGUUUGAAAGUGAUGAUUGGGAUCUCGAUCAGGAUUUUCUGAAUGACGUGGAUGAUAAAUCAAUCCAACUUUAUUCUGCAACGGACAAUAAUGAAAGCGAACCGAAAAGACGUAAGAUAGACAUUUUUAGUGAUCCCAUUUCUUCAAUUGACAAUGAUGUGUGUGAUGUCAAGAAUGUAAAAAAAUGUGACGAGGAUAAAGUAUCGAGAAAGAAUUUAAUUCUUAGUAUGUUUAACAAGAAUUUUCCAGACAAAAAUAUUUCUCAAAGUCUGUUAAGUAAUUCAAAAAAGUCCACUGAAAAUAAUUCAUUAAAAUCACACUCUGAAUAUAUACAGAGCAGUGAAAAUAGUCAAUUACCUAGGAAAAAUUUAGUGCUUGGAAUACUUAAUAAAAAAAAUGUACAGGAUAAAGUUGCCAAAAAUAAUAUAAAGAAUUUAGAAUCACCUAAGACUGUACCAAAAAUUAAAAGCAAUAGUAACAUUAAUCUACAACAACAAGGAUCUACAUUUCUAAAUAAUAAUAUAAAAUGUCAAACCCCAAAAGAGGACAUUAAAAAAAAAAACUGUUUAAAUAAUGACAACAGUAAACAGAUAUCAUCUGAGCUAUCUAGAAAACAGUUAUUGUGUAACAUAUUGAAACAACGAUCUGUAGAUAAUGCAGAAUCUAAAAAUAAGGCUGCAAUUAAACCUCCACAAGUACAGACGAAUAAAAAGAUGACAAUAGUCAGAAGGUUUCCUGGUCCAGCUGGUUUACUACCCGAUGAUAUAGAUGCCAGUGUUUCUGCUAUUUCAUACUUAAAUAGUUUGGAAGAAAAUGAAGCUGUAGUGGAAACAAACGACACUGAUCUACCUGAAUAUUGUUCUCAAAACACAAAAGAUCUCUUCACAGAAGGUGCUUGGCAGUUGAUGUUAAAUGAUUUGCCAGAUGGGUUUUUAAAAGGAUAUGAAAUUGCUACUAUUAAACAAAUGGCAAAUGCAAAUGGUUACAGUAGCACAAAAAUUGAAUUUUUGGCAGGAAUAGUAGAGCGCAUAGAUCAUAAUCAUGAAAAUCCUCCUAUUGUAUUAAAAGACUUUACAGGUACCAUUCAAGGAAUUGUACAUAGAGACAUACCACUUAAAUAUCCUGGUUUAUUAGAAUCAAAUGUUGUCAUAUUGCUAUGUGAUGUAGGCUUAUUAAAGAUUUCUGGUUCCCUUAUCUCGAAUAAAUAUCAAAUUUUAAUUGCACCUUCAAGUUUGUUAGCUAUUUACUCUAACAAGGGUAAAAUAGAGCGGACACAUUAUAUGGAAUCAGUUUUAGAAGAUGUUACAAAUGGUAAAGUAGAAGAUGAAGAUGAGAUAGAUCAAAUUCUUACAAGAGCUCUAGAAGAAGAAUCAUUAAAAAUAGAGCAUACUAACAACAUUAAGGGAACAAUGAAUUCUACAAAAAGUACACAAGAUAUUAAUACAAAAAGUUUCAGUUGUAGUACAGAUAUAAACAAAACAUUUGGGAAUAUUAAAAAAUCAAUGAAUUUUGAUUCCAUAAAUGAUAUUUCCUUUUCAGUUUCUUCCAAAAAAAUUACAGAUACUCAGAAAAAGGAUUUUACUAGUCUAGAGUCUAAAAUUGUUAAGCAUAUAAACGAAGAAAAGAGGCAAUUAAUAUCAAAUAAAAAGGAAACCGUGCAAAAUGAUGUUCAACAAAAAUCUGAAACUUUAUUACAAUCUUUAAAAAAAUAUUCUCCAAAUGCAAAUGCAAGUAAAAAGUUUUCCCAUAAUUCAAAAAUAUUGCAAAUGGAUGUUGAUCAUCCGGUGUCUGUAAAUACCUGCACAGAAAAUGUUGAAACAAAAAUGUUGAAUGAUAGGGUUCCUGAAAAAAUGGAUGUUGAAGAAAGUGAUGUAAAUAUCUCACAUGAAACAGAAGCUGUGAUCAAACGGUUACAUACUCCUUGCUAUGACGAAGCUGAAAAUAUUCAAUAUAAUACUGUGAAAAAGAAUAAAAUUUCAGUUAGAUCGCGACUAAUGCAGUUUAAAAAUACAAAUACGUUAACCCAAUCACAGAACGCUGAUUCUAAGUCUCUACCAAAUUUAAAGAAUGACAACGAAUUACUUCAAGAAAAUAAACUGGCAAAAAUUCCAAAAUCUUCAUCCAAUGUAACACUUUAUAAUAGUACUGAAAAUGAUUCUGAUGAUGAAAUAUUGUCUCAAUUAGAUAUGGACGUUAUUUUUAGUAAUUAUAGUAAAUAAAAUUAGUUAUUCUUGAUACGAUUUUGUGGAAAAUUUUUGUAUCCAUUAAAAAUCGAGAAUGUAUAAAAGUAGUAGAUCAUAUUUUGAAAUCAUGAGAUUGUGAAAGAUUAAAUUUAUAGUUCUUGCAUCUCGAAAGUUGAACACUAUUUUAAGAACAGUAAGAUGUCUGUAAAUAUUCCUGAUUGAAAGUUUGAAUAAAAAAAUACAUAUAUAUUUUGCAUAAAACACAAGUGCUUUGAAUUCAUACCAAUAAUACUCCAACAAGUAUAAUCUAAAAAUGAACAGAUAUGCUGUAAGUAUUGAUAAUUAAACUUAGCAUUAUUUGAUGGUUGCUCUUAACAGUUUUGCUUUUGGCGAGAACUACAUUAUUCAAAUUAUAUGUAUAUUACGAACAGAUGGGACAUUACAAUUCCAUAUACAAUUUCUAAAUAUCAUCAUAAUAAUACUGGCUAAAUUUGCAUAGUAUAGAUGAAUCAGCCAGCAAUAAGGCCGAGAUAAUUUAAUUGUUAGUGUACCAAUGCAAUUGAAGGUUUUUUAAAGCAUUUCUUCGCAUAGGAGUACCGUAAUAUAGAACGCAAACGAUAGUAUCUACGUACAAUAUUUUUUCUUUCCCAGUAUCAAGUGCCACUGAAAUCUUCAUCGAUUAAGAUCGAAAAAUAACCGAUGAUAUAAUCUAACGACGUGACUCUACGAUCAAAGAUUUCAAACAGCUGAAACAUUGCUUGAUAAGUUAGUUUAUUUUUAUUCGGCGAUUGCUUUGAAAUUAUAUUAAUUCCGUGUCAAGAGGAACAAUAUACGAAAUCUGGAAAUAUCGUAAGAGAUUAAAUAUUUCAAGGACAGACGAAGACACAGACUCGUAUCAGCAAUGAUCUCAAUUUUCCUAACAUUAGCCUGGAUAUCAGCCCUCAUCGAUCACGAGCGUAGGAUCAAUGAUCUCAAAUUCAUAGAUGAGAUCUCCGUGACGUGGUUUGUGUGUACGCCAAUGCGGAUCUAUUGGAUCAACCUUGAUGUACCCUGAUUAUCCGAUGGUACAUCUAGGCGCACGAUCGUGCGAUUAUGAAGUGCAAUUUACUCACAUUAGUUACGUGAGACAGACAUCUAUACGUUACAAUAAAAUCGCACGAUAUACGAGAAUGCGUAUGACAAUAGGUAAAUGAAAACUGGCGGUGAUUCGUGACAAUCACUCGGGCUGAAAACUUGUUUCACAUGUAACGUACGAUACAAUAUUAUUUCUUUACGAUAAAGAAAAUAACAAACAUUAAUUAUUUCACGAUUGAUCUUAUCUAGCGUACUUUGAACUCUAGUGAAAAAUUACAUUGUCGUGAUUAAUGACUCAUCGUUUCUUUUUUAAGAAACUACUUCUAAACGCCCUCUACAUAUAUUCAUAAAAUCUUUCGAUCUACACAACCGACAAUGUUUUAAACAAUACACGAAGAAUUCAUUAUGGGUACUUUAGUAGAUUUCAUAUGAUAAGUUAUCCAAUCAUCUAAAUUGCCAGAGGAGUCACAAAAGAAAAUUACAUUCCAUCAUACAAUUGCAUAAUAUUACACACAGCGUUAGAGGAAUUUGAAAUUAUAAUAACAUUAACAUGCGUUUAAUCGACUUGGGAUUUUUCGUAACUUUGUUUUCCAAUAACGAGACUAUUAGAAGCAUAGACUAGAUUCUUUAAAUUUUGAUUUCCUUCGUCUUUCGAUAAAACGUAUUAUUAAACAAAUAAUAUUUGUACGAAAUUUAGUAUAUGCUUUCUUCAAAAGGCGUCAUUUAGUCGAAGAGACAACAUAACCGUCUUUGUUUGGCGCAAUGCAUUAAAUAAAUUGUCUUGUUGUUUUUUCCAAACAUGAAUUGCGCCAUACGCAAACUUGAAAUGCCAGUUGAUAAGUCGGGGCCGGUUAAGGCAGAAACAAGUCAACAAAUCUCACAAAGGUGAGCAAUGUAAACAACAUGAACAUAUAUAUAUAUAUACGCGUAAAUGAAAGUAUUCUUUUUGUUUUAGAGAGAGGUAAAAGAUUAUAGUGUUGCAACAUACCCUCGACUGAAUUCGAUUUUAAUUCGGUCGCAUUUAAUUUUAUAGCAGACGUUGGAAAUGUUUUGAAAUUCGCGUAGUAAAUGAACAUGUAUCAUUUUAUUAAUAAACAGCAAUAAAUGUAUUUAUAAUUUCAUCGUAAAUUUUUGAAGUCGUACGACUACAUCUAAUCGAUUUUAUGGGUUAUGGCUCUCGAAAUUAACAUUGACAAUCGGUACAUCUGCUUCGAACGACAGUGGGACAUGUUAGACUGUGUGUCUCGAGAUAAGAGAUCAUGUUGAGAAUUCUUUGUUGGCUAAUGAGCAAAGCACAUGACAUCGUUAUCGGACACAUCGUUUUAUCGCAAAUAUCGUUACUCGACUAAUACCUGAGAUCCUGCAUUUUUUUUCUACUUUAUUACACUCGUUUAUGCAACGAACACAAUUAUUCAAUUUGCUUAUCAAUGGGUAGAAAUACCAGUUCAAUGUUUAUUCGUAAAUAAGGGUUUAAGAAGGUUGAUAUUUUGGUUGUAAACAAAGAAUUGGAUACGCAAUGACAAAUUGAAACGGACUGGCUUCUUCUCGUCUAGACUGCGUUUACAUAAAUCCUUUGAACGACUACUCGCGUCAAAAUACUCGCUCGUCGACUGACCACGAGAAUGUUUGUCUUUCUUAAUUCUAGAACGAUAAACACUCUCGAUAUUUCGUCUGCUUCGCAAUAAAGAAGGUUAUGGAGACACGUAAUGCACAAAACAAUUUGAAAUACUUUAUGGUUAUUGUUCCAAGCAUUAUACUGAUAAUCCCUUCUCGAUACUAGUUCGUCGUAAACAUCUGAAAAGUCUUAAUUAUGGAAGAGAAAUAACGUCGGGUCGCGGGCAUCCUUAAGCCGCUAUGAUAAGUGAAAUGCUACGGAUGCUAACCGAUAAAGGAGGAUAACUAACUGUCAAAAUGGAAUUAUAAUUUCACCGCCAUGUUGUCUACGGAAAACUAAUCUGCGAGUCAUGAACAAUGCGUAAAGAGUUAACGAUUACUUGUAAAAAAAUAUUUUACGCGAACGUGGAUGACACAUCGAGGUGAAUUGCUAAUAAUCUUUAAAUAAAUACCAAGAAGUAGUAAUUUCA